This is a messenger RNA of Exophiala spinifera, 756 nucleotides long. RefSeq lists its product as uncharacterized. The record is from RefSeq and is a predicted model, not a curated record. Gene Ontology annotation, biological process: peroxisome fission. Bases 1 to 756 code for a protein of 251 amino acids. Lineage: Eukaryota; Fungi; Ascomycota; Eurotiomycetes; Chaetothyriales; Herpotrichiellaceae. Gene Ontology annotation, cellular component: peroxisomal membrane. The transcript is spliced from 2 exons.
AUGUCCAGGCUGAUCAAAACGACCUCUGGACUCGGCGCGGCUCUCAGCACACUCAACUACUCCCUCUACGUCGCGGCGUACCUGCACUCGAAAUCGCCCAGCCGCGCCGCUCUCGUAUCCUACAUCUCGCGCAUCGUCGGGCGGCAGCGCACGUCGAAAAGCCCACCGAUCGCAGUGGGGGCGGGCACGUCGUUCCUCGCUCCGCUGGGCAGCCUCGUGUCCGACACGCGGACCACGCUGCGGCUCACGGGCUUGAUCCCGCUGUACCUGUGGCUCAAGUCGCUGGCGUCGGCCGACAAGGCGGCCGCCGGGCAGCGAAUGGACCCGACGCUGCGCGCCGUCGCCCUGGUCCAGUGCGCGGGGUACAUCGCGUACCAGCUGCUCGAGAACGUGUCGCACCUCGCGGCCAAGGGCGUGGUGCCGAUGAGCGUGGUCGAGAAGCGCGGCGGCAUGGACAGGUGGGUCGCCUGGUCGUGCCGCGCCUGGCUCCUCGGCGUGGCCUGCGACUACCUGCGCCUGCUGCGCGAGAGCCAGCUCGAGGGGUCCGACAAGACGGCCGCCACCUCGCAAGAGAAGGAGGCCUUUUCGCGCAAGUGGUGGGCCGAGUUCAUGGUCGCCACCUACUGGAUGCCCGUCGCCGUGCAUUACAGCCUGUACCCUACCGGCAUCAAGGGCUUCAACACUGGCAUCGUCGGUCUGUGUGGGUUGAUGGCCGGUUUGAAGAACUUUAAAACACAGUGGGCCGCGACUGCUUGA